AUGCGGCCUGUUGCACACGCCAUAGUUGAGCAUAAGACCACAAGCGUCCCAUUGCCUCUCGUUCCAUUCUUGGCGUGGCUUGAAAACCUUGAAUCGAGUGCCAAGGACGCGAGGAAGGAAAAUAUUAAGCGCAUCGUACCCUGCUAUCAAGCUUCUGGGCUUCAUGUGUUUCAUGACACGAUCAGAUAUCCGAUCAGGGCGUCUGGCGAGGUGCCUUCAGAAGUGGGUGACUCUACUCCAUUCGCCACGGAUGUGGCUCAGCAAGUCAGUCCGACGGUCGAGGAGCUGAAGCCGCUGUCAUCGGCAGAUGCAGUACAGUAG
Molecule: messenger RNA, 321 nt
Organism: Suillus subalutaceus
Lineage: Eukaryota; Fungi; Basidiomycota; Agaricomycetes; Boletales; Suillaceae
Exons: 2
Coding region: 1-321 (106 amino acids)
Source: RefSeq, a predicted model, not a curated record